Molecule: messenger RNA, 2232 nt
Organism: Megachile rotundata (alfalfa leafcutting bee)
Lineage: Eukaryota; Metazoa; Arthropoda; Insecta; Hymenoptera; Megachilidae
Product: odorant receptor 9a-like
Biological process (GO): sensory perception of smell; detection of chemical stimulus involved in sensory perception of smell
Cellular component (GO): plasma membrane
Molecular function (GO): olfactory receptor activity; odorant binding
Source: RefSeq, a predicted model, not a curated record
AUGGAGAACUUCGGAUCAAUAUUACAAUUCGUAUCUGCAUCUCGUGAGCAGGACAUAGACACCAUGAUGGAGUGCGUACCAGUUAGCGCAACCCUGCUGGGCACUAUGAUAAAAAUGAUAAAUCACAACAAUAACAGAAAAAGGUUUGAAAAUAUAUUUAACCUCAUGGCCGAACUAUGGGAGACUGCAGAGACCAAUGGCGAAGUGCACGUCUUGAACGAAAUCACGGAGCAAGGAAGUAAAAUGGGCAGUUUGUAUAGAAAGAGUAUAUGGGGAUUUGUAAUGCUAUUUCUAUGUGUUCCAUUGUUUUAUCCCCUUCUGGAUUACGUUGUACCAUUAAACGAAACUCGACCAAAGGCACCCUUAUUUAAACUGAAUUACUUGGUAAACACGGACGAUUAUUUUUACACCGUGUAUUUUCAUAUAGCCUUGUGUUGUCUAAUUACCGUGUUGAUUGUGACCACUAUAGAUUCGUUGUAUAUAGUUAUCAUACAUUACACCUGUGGAUUAUUUGCUGUAUGCGGGCAUCAGGUUAAAAAAGCAGCGGAGAUCGAGGGGAGAAAUUCGCAUUCAAGGGGUAGAAACCAAGAUCUGCUUAAGCGCUGCGUGAUUACGCAUUACAAAGCCAUCAGAAAUCACUUGAUUUGUUACACGUUAAGAUUUCACGAGUAUAUGGAGGAGAGUACUCGUAUGAGUUACCUGUUUGAGGUUUGCUUAAACAUGAUUGGCAUGACUGUAACUGCCGUUCAAACAGUUAUGUACUUCGACAAACCGGAGGAAGCUUUCCGAAUCGUUAUGUUCCUGUUAGGUCAACAAUUUCACCUGUACAUCAUAAGUCUCCCUGGCCAAAUGCUGAUAGACCAAAGUUUGCAAUUGGUUAACGAUAUAUACUUUUCCAAGUGGUACCAAAUGCCAGUGCAGUUCGAGAGGACGCUUCACAUAAUGCUAAUCAGGUGCAGCAGACCGUGUAAGCUGACGGCUGGAGGAUUGUACGAAAUGAACAUCGAGAACUUCGGAUCAAGAAAUGAAAGACAGACGUACGACGUGUCCCGAAUACCCUGUCUCAGAGUAUUCAAAAAGUUAUUGAUGUACAUGGGACAGUAUCCAUGUCAAACUAAAAUAAAUAGUCAAAUUAGGGUGACCCUGUUGAUUGUCACAUUAAUCAGCCUCCUACUUCCAGGAGUAAGUAUUAACAAUCAAGAAGUGUUACAGUUUUUAUCGGCAAUGCAGGAACAGGACAUAGACACGAUGAUGGAAUGCGUACCAAUUAGCGCAACCGUCUUGGGUACUAUGAUAAAAAUGAUAUCUCACAACAGUAACAAAAAAAAGUUUGAAAAUUUAUUUAACCUCAUGGCCGAAGUGUGGGAGACUGCAGAGAAUAAUGGCGAAGUACACGUUCUGAACGAAAUCACGGAGCAAGGAAGUAAAAUGGGCAGUUUGUAUAGAAAGAGUAUAUGGGGAUUUGUUUUGGUGUACCUGGGCGUUCCACUGUUCUAUCCCAUCAUGGAUUUUGUCGCGCCAUUAAACGAAACUCGACAAAAACCACUAUUAUUUAAACUGAAUUACAUGGUAAACACCGACGAUUAUUUUUACACUAUCUAUGUUCAUAUAGUCUGGUGUUCUAUAAUUAUCGUGUUGAUUGUGACCACCAUAGAUUCGUUGUAUAUAGUUAUCAUUCAUUACACCUGCGGACUAUUUGCUAUAUGCGGGCAUCAGGUUAAAAAGGCUGUAGAGAUCGAGGGAAGGAAUAUGCAUUCAUCGGACAGAAACCAAGAUCUGCUUAAGAGCUGCGUGAUUAUGCAUUACAAAGCCAUCAGAUUUCACGAGUAUAUGGAGGAGAGUACUCGUAUGAGUUACCUGUUUGAGAUUUGCUUAAACAUGAUUGGCAUCACUGUAACUGCCGUUCAAACUGUUAUGUACUUCGACAAACCGGAGGAUGCUUUCCGAACUGUUUUGUUCCUGCUGGGUCAGCAAUUCCAUAUCUACAUCAUAAGUGUUCCUGGUCAAAUGCUGAUAGACAAAAGCUUGCAAUUGGUCAACGAUAUAUACUUUUCCAGUUGGUACCACAUACCAGUGCAGCUUGAAAAGACGCUUCACAUAAUGCAAAUUAGGAGCUGCAGACCGUGCAAGCUGACGGCUGGAGGAUUGUACGAAAUGAACAUGGAGAACUUCGGAUCAAUUGUCAAAACCAGCUUGUCGUACUUCACGGUCCUGCUAUCGUUCAGGGAUUGA